This is a messenger RNA of Juglans microcarpa x Juglans regia, 396 nucleotides long. RefSeq names its product proline-rich extensin-like protein EPR1. The transcript has a single exon. The record is from RefSeq and is a predicted model, not a curated record. NCBI's taxonomy places the organism in Eukaryota, Viridiplantae, Streptophyta, Magnoliopsida, Fagales, Juglandaceae. Bases 1 to 396 code for a protein of 131 amino acids.
AUGUUUGCAAAGGUUUUCUUUGUGGUGAUAUUCUCAGUGCUGCUCAUCAUGAUCAGCACUACCGAUGCAGCUCGAAUCGUGAGUACCCGCCGUUUAGUUCUACCACCAACACCUACGCUCAUGACGAUCGACCGUUUAGUUCCAGGUGGACCCAAUCCUAUGGAUGCACCACCAACACCUACGCUUAUGACGAUCGACCGUUCAGUUCCAGGUGGACCCAAUCCUAUGGAUGCACCACCAACACCUACGCUUAUGACGAUCGACCGUUCAGUUCCAGGUACUGGACCCAACCCUAUGGAACCACCACCAACACCUAUGGCGAGGACCGCCCAUUUAGUUCCAGGUGGACCGAACCCUUUGGAACCACCACCGACACCAACAGGAACAAUAAAUUAG